AUGGGACAGAGACACAACAGACGCCGCACACGCCCAAGAUCUCGAAAUCGCAACACCACUACACUUCCAGCUCUCCCUUCCACUUUCGACUGCCCUGAAAGCCACCUCGUCUCAUCCCGGCAUUAUCGGUGGUCAACAUGGCAGGAACGUGAGCUCUUGCGGAGACCGGAGUCUACCAUGUUGGAGACAGAACAGUAUCGUCUUUUCGGAGGUGAGCCUGGUGAUGAUGUGGCCCUCUGUUAUCGCAUGCUUGAGUACUUUGGCGGACUCGAUUAUAUAGAUCCAAGCUCUGCACAGUGGCGACGUCAGAAGCCGGCCGCGGCCUUGCUUGCUGCGUGGGUCGAGUUCGUGUCCGAUUCGUUUUAUGUGACUUGA
Molecule: messenger RNA, 375 nt
Organism: Aspergillus ochraceoroseus IBT 24754
Lineage: Eukaryota; Fungi; Ascomycota; Eurotiomycetes; Eurotiales; Aspergillaceae
Exons: 2
Coding region: 1-375 (124 amino acids)
Source: RefSeq, a predicted model, not a curated record